This is a messenger RNA of Oncorhynchus nerka (sockeye salmon), 5453 nucleotides long. RefSeq names its product serine/threonine-protein kinase 38-like. The transcript has 13 exons. Bases 380 to 1771 code for a protein of 463 amino acids. The record is from RefSeq and is a predicted model, not a curated record. NCBI's taxonomy places the organism in Eukaryota, Metazoa, Chordata, Actinopteri, Salmoniformes, Salmonidae. Gene Ontology annotation, molecular function: ATP binding; protein serine/threonine kinase activity. Gene Ontology annotation, biological process: peptidyl-serine phosphorylation; intracellular signal transduction.
GUACUUAUGUGGAGUGAGAGCAUUAUGUAUUUAAUGCAUCAAUUCCCAGAGUAACGUUAAUUGGGUAUUUUACUAUUUAUAGGGUGGGUUCGAGGUCGAAGAUGGAUGAAAGGAGACGAGCAACGCUUACCAAAACCUUGUACUGAUAGUCUUGUUAAAUAUCAGAAAUAGUUGUCAUUGACUCAAGUCUUAUUUUCUCCAUACACCGUCCGUGUUUGUAAUGUGUGAAGCUAGUUCACGCUAGAUAGCUAUACCGAACGUCGAGUCUUUCCCCUCAUCCCGUAGCCAAAUUUACGGACCUAAAUUCUGUCAUAUUGGAGCAGGGCUAGGCAGCUAGCCUAGCCAUCAAUUGAAUCUGGAGCAGGAUACAGAGGAUAGUAUGGCCAUGACGGGAGGGACUGCAGCUGCCCUUCCCAUGAGCAACCACACCCGGGAGAGGGUGACCGUGGCCAAGCUGACAGUGGAGAACUUCUACAGCACUCUGCUGACACAACACGAGGAGCGAGAGACAAGGCAGAAGAAGCUGGAGAAAGUCAUGGAUGACGAAGGCUUGAUAGAUGAAGAGAAGGUAAUGCGACGCUCCCAGCACGCCAGGAAGGAGACAGAGUUCCUGCGGCUGAAGAGGACCCGGCUGGGCCUGGAUGACUUUGAGUCACUAAAGGUCAUUGGUCGAGGCGCCUUUGGAGAGGUCCGCUUGGUCCAGAAAAAAGACACCGGGCACAUAUAUGCCAUGAAGAUCUUGAGGAAAGCUGACAUGUUAGAGAAGGAGCAGGUGGCUCAUAUUCGGGCAGAGAGGGACAUCUUGGUGGAGGCGGACGGGGCCUGGGUGGUUAAGAUGUUCUACAGUUUCCAGGAUAAGAGGAACCUCUACCUCAUCAUGGAGUUUCUACCUGGAGGUGACAUGAUGACCCUGCUGAUGAAAAAGGACACCCUGUCUGAAGAGGCUACCCAGUUCUACAUAGCUGAGACCGUCCUGGCCAUCGACUCUAUCCACCAGCUGGGCUUCAUCCACAGAGACAUCAAACCUGAUAACCUGCUUUUGGACUCCAGGGGCCAUGUAAAGCUGUCUGAUUUUGGUCUGUGUACGGGACUGAAGAAAGCCCACCGUACAGAGUUCUACAGGAACCUCACACACAACCCUCCCAGUGACUUCUCCUUCCAAAACAUGAACUCAAAGAGAAAAGCAGAGACAUGGAAGAAGAACCGGAGGCAACUGGCCUACUCCACAGUGGGAACACCGGACUACAUUGCCCCAGAGGUGUUCCUGCAGACGGGAUACAACAAGCUCUGUGACUGGUGGUCUUUGGGGGUCAUCAUGUAUGAGAUGCUGAUAGGGUACCCCCCGUUCUGUUCUGAAACACCCCAGGAGACAUAUAGGAAGGUGAUGAAUUGGAAGGAGACCUUGGUCUUCCCCCCCGAAGUGCCCAUCUCAGAGCGGGCCAAGGACUUGAUUCUCAGGUACUGUAAUGACGCUGAGAACCGUGUUGGUGCUGUGAGCAUUGAGGAGAUGAAGAGUCACGCCUUCUUUGAGCCUGUGGACUGGGAACACAUCAGGGAAAGACCAGCCGCCAUCUCCAUUGAGAUCAAGAGCAUUGAUGACACAUCAAACUUUGAUGAGUUCCCAGAAUCGGACAUCCUUCAGCCAGUUUCCAACGUGACAGAACCAGACAAAUCGAAGGACUGGGUGUUCCUGAACUACACCUACAAGAGGUUUGAGGGGCUGACUCAGCGAGGCACCAUCCCCACAUACAUGAAGGCAGGGAAGGCCUGAGAUGAGGGAAAAUGGGAGAGACAAUGUGGACACAGGGUUGGGCGGUAAAACCCCUGCUUUGCUGAAAGCGCAGGAUCAAGAAUGAUAAGGUUCUUGGUUUCAUGCUUCACUGGGGUUUUCCUGUUUGGUCACAGAUCCAUUGGGGCACCAAUGGCAAGAGGAACAGGGAUAUAAAUAAUACAUGUAUCGUCUUAGGCCUUGCUUGGGCUGUUAAUGGGGAAGUUUGUUUUACAACUUAAUGUUCGAUGGUCACUCAACCUGAGAACUGAACUUCCCCUUUUGAAAUGACUACUACUAGGUGACUAAAUCAAUGGGCAUGUUCCUCUGCCCAGGCGUUGCUGAAGUGUGCCAGAUCUUACAACACUUGGAUAGGUAUUUUACCUAUUGGCUAACCACAUGUGAUAGCAAUCUGGUGCCCGACAGCGUAGUCGAUGACGAGAUAUGCAACGUUUGAGCAGGGGAUCGCGACCAUCAUAUCUGCAUGUUUACACACUGAUUUGCAGGGUCUAAAACACUGUAGAAGGACUGCCCCACACACAGGGUAUUCGUUGAGGGUUAUCCUAGUGUCCUCAUAUGACUGAAGAAAAAUGCAUAUAGUUAAUAUAAAGUAAACGUUUUCUAAACUUGUAGGUAUAUGGGUGCCAUGUUAGCCAAAAAGUUUCAUUCUAGUUACAAUGUAAUCCUUCCGUCAUGGAACGUUCGCUGCUAACAUGGAGUAUGGUGAGCCAUCCAUACAUGGAUUAAUCCCAGAGCCAUAGAUACAUUGUGGUGUCUAUUUAAUGCCUUGAUAAUCUGGAAUUAAUAUCUCUAAAUUAUUUAAUGGUGUCAAAGAUGCAUAGAAAAGUGUCUUCUAGUGGUUGAAGUAAGAAAUGGUAAUGUAGAAUCAGAUUCGUUUUUGCAAGUUAGAGGACGAGUCAUGGAUGUCAAGGACAAUUCAAGGCUACUAAUACUUAAAGGUAGCAAUAUGAUGCAGAAAUAUGGCAUAUUGGGUCAAUUUCCACAACAACUAAGAGUGUUGAAGCGUGAUACUCAACUUCUCUGCUUUUUUGGUCUCGUGGCUACCAGGCUGUAUACGGUAUGAAGCGCAGAUGCUGUGUGUGUGACUGCGGGGGAGCAUUGUCUUGCAUCUCGCUCAUAUAAAUAUCUGCGGUGCUGCUCGUGGCAAUGUCAUUUCGCUUAGUCUAAUUUUACAGUAAUUACAUUUCUGUUCAAAUUUAUUGACAAAGAUGGCGCCUUUUUAAAAUAAUUUUUAAGAACAUCGGAAAUCAUGUUUGAUCUUCACAUUGCUCCCCAAAAUGCAUCCAUUUUAAGUUAGGAACUACAUUUAAUUAAAUGUACCUUUUUAUAGUCACCCUUUAGUGAACACACGCUGUGUGUGAUGUCAUAAAUAUAGAUAUUCAAAUUUAGGAGUCAAACAUUUCAGCGAUUCUGAUUUAGUUGUGCAGAGGUGGUCGGCACAACUUGCAUAUCCAAUAAACCAAAUUCAUGUAAUGUUGCCCUGGCUAUCUGGCACAGGUCAAAGUUCAAAUGCUAUGUGAUCUGGAGCAGGUGUAAAUUCAAUGGAUCAAAUUAUUUAUUUUGACAAUGAACAAAUUGAUAAAUCCCCAAAUGUUUGCAGUAGUAAACACACCACAAAUUAGGGUGCAUCGUGUGUUAAUGACGAAUGAAAGUGUUGAUGACUAAAACGAAAUGCCUAAAAUAUAGCAAUGCAGAAAGAUACCCAUAGACUUCCAGUUAUUGCGCUAACGCUAGUUAGCAUUAACUUGCGAAACUACCUCUAAGUACUGUCAUACUGGACACAGACUUAAAAGGGUAACCAGGACUUAAAGGGCCUCAUUUCCAAAAUCCUAAAGUAUCCCUUUAACUUGUAAAUGAUUCAAGAAGGGAAAUAAAAACAUUGUUUAUGUAACUCUUCUCUAACCUACUUUUCAUAAGUUGACUCAAAUUCAUUAUUUGAUGCAUUUGUUCAUUCUGAACUCAAUUUGUCUUUCGCCAGAACAUGUUACAAAAUAUAUUAAAGGGAUAGUUCACCCAAAUGACAAAAUUACACAUUGGUUUCUAUCCUUUAAGCAAUCUAUGCUUUGUUACCAAAUGUUAAUGUUUUAGCAUUUGUGGCACAAAUACUUGUCAUUUGGGUGAACUAUCCCUUUAAUAUAACUGGGUUGGCACUGGGAGAGAGCAGGGAGGGGUUGUGCAUGUGUGGUAGGGGAUUGGACAAAAUGCUGAUAAGUUUCCAUCCAAUUAGUGACCGAUUUUCAUACGAAUAUUCUAAAAUCUGUAUAAAAACAAUGUGUAUUUUCCUACCAGAAAGAUUUAAAUAAAAUUGACUUGUUGCGGAUAAAAGUCUGUGCGUGAUGACGCAGUGCACAUACAAAAACUUUUGCGGUUGAAUUCCAAUGUACCGAAUAAAAAAGACAAGCUAGAUGGGUUUCUAUCGCAUUUAACUCUACUGAUGGUUUUGUCAGAACAAAUGUUGCGUUAUAUAGUCAAUGUGCCCACUCUGGUAUUAGCACGUGCGCUGUAGCCAACAGCUCGUAUAUACGUGCGGGAAGUCUACCUACAUGAUGAGAUUAUUGGGUAAAUGUUUAAUUGUUUUAUUUAACUAGGCAAGUCAGUUAAGAACAAAUUCUUAUUUACAAUGGCGAUCUACCGGGGAACGGGGUUAACUGCCUUGUUGAGGGGCGGAAAGACAUAUUUUUACCUUGUCAACUCAGGGAUUCGAUCCAGCAACCUUUUUGUGUGAAAAGGCAGCCAAGCAUCGAUCAUGUCACCAGAAUAAGACCAUCGUUGUUUAUUGGAAAGGAGCAUCAAGCUCAUCACUGUUCACUUUCACUACAGGUGAAAUUCAUCCUAAUUUAUUUAAUCUGCAGUGUAAUAAACUGCAUGUUUUCCCUAACACACAAUAUCGCGUAACUCCCAAGUUUACUUCGAUAUGUUUAUAGCAAUACAUGCCCGUAAAGGAGUUUCCACAAAAUUAAUUAUGCUAUACAAUGUUGAUCUGCACAAAUAUUGCACCUUGUCUACCGUAUUUUGUUUUGUCGACAUUUGGAAAGUGUACCGACAAGCGUCGUCCCAUUUUUUUUUUGUGUGGGGGGUGGAAACCUGGAUCGUUUCAUUAUUUUCCCCACAAAAAAAUCCUAUGUGCUAAUGUUUUAAUGACGCCUGUUUCCUUUUCCUGGGAAGGAGAUCGGAAGAUGAUUUCCUUGGAUGGAAGAAUUGAUAUAAAUCAGUUGUUCAACUGUCUUUCACAGCAGUAUAUGAGCUAGUAUAUGAGGGUGAGCUCUUGCGUGGAGCCCCAGAUCGAGGGAGAUUAUCAGUGGUCUUGUAUGUCUUCCAUUUCCUAAUAAUUGCUCCCACAGUUGAUUUCUUCAAUCCAAGCUGCUUACCUAUUGCAGAUUGUCUUCCCAGCCUGGUGCAGGUCUACAAUUUUGUUUCUGGUGUCCUUUGGCAGCUCUUUGGUCUUGGCCAUAGUGGAGUUUGGAGUGUGACUGUUUGAACUUAUCAGUAUAAAAGACACCUGUCCACAACCUCAAACAGGUGCCAUUAAUACAGGUAACGAGUGGAGGACAGAGGAGCCUCAGAGAAGUUACAGGUCUGAGAGCCAGAAAUCUUGCUUGUUUGUAGGUGACCAAAUACUUAUUUUCCACCAUAAUUUGCAAAUAAAUUCAUUAAAAAUCCUACA